Molecule: messenger RNA, 1551 nt
Organism: Triticum turgidum subsp. durum (durum wheat)
Lineage: Eukaryota; Viridiplantae; Streptophyta; Magnoliopsida; Poales; Poaceae
Source: the annotation of a GenBank genome assembly
AUGGAGGCGGAGGAGGAGCGGGCCGCGGAGGCGCAGCGGGAGAAGGAGGCCGGCAACGACGCCUACCGCAAGCAGUACCUGGAGACGGCCGUCGACCACUACACCCGCGGCGCCGCCCUCGACCCCCGCGACAUCUCCUUCCUCACCAACCGCGCCGCCGCCUACCUCCUCAUGUCCAAGGUCCGUCGCCCCCUCCGCCCCAAACCCUCGCCUUUCCCCCCGUCGCCCAUCUCUAUCUAUCCUUCACCGCGCCCCGGCGUCUCCUACCCGUUGCAGUACAGGGAGUGCGUGAGGGACUGCGAGGAGGCGGUGGAGAGGGGCAGGGAGCUCCGCGCCGACAACAGGCUGCUGGCCCGCGCGCUGUCGCGGAAGGCGGCCGCGCUGCUCAAGCUCGCGGCCUGCGCCGCCGACUACGCGCCGGCGGUCAGGGCGCUGCAGCAGUCGCUCGCCGAGCACUACUGCGAGGACACGCGCGACAAGCUGGACCAGGCGGAGACCGCCAGGAAGGAGAUCGAGGAGCGGGAGCGGCUGGAUCAGGAGGCCGCCGACCACCACCGCCAGAGAGGUAAUGAAUUGUUCCAGAGGAAAAAUUAUCAGGAAGCAACAGCUCACUAUACUGAAGCUAUUGAAAAGAAUCCAAAUGAUCCCAGAGUCUUCAGCAAUAGAGCUCAAUGCCACAUCUAUCUAGGAAAUCUGCCUAAAGGUCUGGAAGAUGCCGAAAAAUGUAUUGAGUUAGAUCCCACUUUCCUGAAGGGCUAUGUGCGUAAAGCGAAUGUACAAUUCCUGAUGGAGUAUUAUGAAAGUGCUCUGGCAACAUACAUAGAGGGUCUGAAGUGUGACCCAAACAAUCUCGUUGUAAUUGAUGGCUUAAGGAGAUGUGCAGCAUGCAUUAACAGAUCUAAUGGCGGUGAUGUUGGGCCUGAUGAUUUGGAAGACAUAUUGGGGAAUGUUAGUUCAGAUAAUGAUUUGCGUCAUAAACUCCAAAAACUCAUGGAAGAAGCUGCAGCACUCAAGAAGGAAGCCUCUGAUGAGCGCUUGAGGCGGAUUGAAUCUGAACGAAUGGCCAGGACAUCAGAGGACUUAUAUUUAAACCAAGUCCAACAACGAAGAGAAGCUGAGGAAUGUCUUUCGAAAAUAGAACAAGAGUUCCAACAACUUAAAGUUCGGCAAGAUGAGGUCAGCGAGGAAUUUCAGAAAGCCACCGAGCACAAUGAGAAUCUUCAGCAUCAGCUCACAGAAACAAUAAGGGCGCUCGAGUCCAUGAGGGGCAACGCAACGUCAGCUUCGUCUUCGUCUUCGGGAUCAGUGCUGGAUGAAAACCACAUACCGUCGUACUUCAUCUGCCCUAUAUCUCAGGAUGUGAUGAACGACCCUCACAUUGCGGCGGACGGCUUCACCUACGAAGGCGAUUUCAUCCGGAGCUGGUUCAGCACGGGCAGCGACACGUCCCCGAUGACCAACCUGCCGCUCGAGCACGACGAGCUCAUCCCCAACAUCGCCCUCCGCUCCGCCAUCCAGGAGUGGCUCCAGCAGCAGAACGUGGCAGCAUGA